GCAGCCUGGGAUAGAAAGAAUUAUCGCUUCCAUACAGUCUUAGUACUCAGCUCAGAUCAGCUACUUGGAGAAUCACUGAAUUGAACUUUUGAGGGGCGUUUUUUUCGAUAGGUCCUUCCAUUUCUAUCGUUUCAACCAUGGCACAAUCGGGCUCCUUCUGGGCCGUCUUCGUUGUUGUAGCAAUUCUUGGUGUUGCUGCAGCAAAUGCUCAGCUUUCACCGACCUUCUACGCAACUAAGUGCCCAGGUGCCGUUGCUAAGUCAGCUGAGGUGGUUAGAACGUGGAUUUUGAAGGACAGGAGUAUGGCACCUGCUCUUCUUCGCCUGCAUUUCCAUGAUUGUUUCGUCAGAGGCUGCGAUGCAUCGGUCCUAUUGGAUUCGACCAUAGCUAACAGCGGAGAGAAGGACGCUGACGGUAACAAGAAUUCUCUCAGAGGCUUUGAGAUUAUUGACGACGUCAAGGCCAAAAUUGAGGCUUUGUGCCCAGGCGUUGUCUCUUGCGCUGACAUCCUUGCUCUUGCUGCCCGAGACGCCAUGCAAGUGUUCGGAGGACUCAACUAUACCGUUCCUUUGGGCCGAAGGGAUGGUGUCAGCUCAUUCGCAUGGGAAGCGAACAACAACUUGCCUCCUCCUUUCGCCGACUGGACGAAGCUGAUGAGCAUAUUCUCCACAAAGGGUCUUUCCAGCAAGGAUUUGGUUGUUCUCUCAGGUGCCCACACCGUUGGCUUUACGAGGUGCUCGACCAUUCAGUCAAGACUCUACAACUUCUCUACUACCAUCCCUACCGACCCAACACUCGACCCAUCGUUCGUUCCUCUGUUGAAGAGCAGGUGCAAGUUUGGAUCUUCAGGCAUCGUCAUGAUGGAUCUCUCCAAGACUACAGACACCUGGGACUUCAACUACUACUCGAAUGUCCUGAAAGGAAGAUCUCUCUUCCAGUCUGACGAUGCUCUCAAGAGAACCACCGAGGGUCUGAAGCUCGUUCAGGCAGAGAACAAGGCAGGAGGCCCAUUCUCUGCAGACUUUGCAGCUUCCAUGAUCAAGAUGGGAAACAUCCAGGUACUCACUGGUACCAGCGGACAAAUCCGCAAGAAGUGUCGCGUCGUGAACGCUUAGAUUAGCAGUCAGCAGAAUCAGCUGAAGGAUUUUAGAAAUUGCAGUUAACUUCACUUUUUAGAAUAUUCAUCGUUCCCUGGAGUUCAUGGUUAGCAUUUAUAUUAUGACCACGGUUUCAGCGCGGGGAGCUACUAGUUGAAAUUUAGACGCACAUUCAUCCAGAUCUUCAAACUAGAUCAUAACAUUUUUAGAAAUUACUCAGCUCGGCGGCUGAUAGAUAUCAAUCACUACGACCGCUGAGGACUCAAGUCAUCAAUGUGGAAGGGUGACUGAAUUAGUGUCGUCCUUAGCCAAGAGUCUUGGAGGAUCUCACAACGAUUUUAGUGAUUCGAAGUGAGUUAGAGUCUACCAAGCAACAAUCAUAUUAACCGGGUGAUCAGUAUGGAUACGCUUCCACUUCAUUCCGCUGUGUCACCUGAUCAGCGUUUUACCUUCAAGAGUGUUCUCUGUUGGCUCGAAGGAAAUCAGAAGACGAUGUAAUAAAUCGAUAUGGACUCAAUUGGAAGGAAU
Marchantia polymorpha subsp. ruderalis is the source of this 1625-nucleotide messenger RNA. The record is from the annotation of a GenBank genome assembly. NCBI's taxonomy places the organism in Eukaryota, Viridiplantae, Streptophyta, Marchantiopsida, Marchantiales, Marchantiaceae.